CACCGCCUCCCGGUACCCCCACCGGUGCCCACCGAGAUGGGUGACCGGGUGUCGGGUGCUCUGCAGCGGUCCUGUAGCAGGGUGUCGCAGCUGCUGCAUUUGGGGAAGGCACGCAAGGAGCCGGAGGAGCCACCUGCCCCCAUCUACCUCAACAUCCAGGAACUGCGGGAAGAAGCCGCAGCCACCAGCUCGGCCCCGGAGGAGGCCGGCAGCUCCGUGUCGGAUUGGGAAACCCACACGGAUACAGACAGUGGACACUUGUUUUAUUAUAACCCGGUGACGGGUGAGACCACGUGGGAUUGUCCCUUUGGGCAGGCAGAAGAUGGAGUGAGUCCUGUCGCCUCUCCCGCCUCCUCGCUUCCCCACAGCCCGGAGUUUCCCGAGUGGGAACAGUACAUGGACGAAGCCAGCGGACAGGCUUUUUUCUAUAAUUCGGUAACAGGUGAGACGUCGUGGGACCCUCCCCACACGGGAGACGGAGGCAGCUCCCAGGAUAUGUACCCUGGGGUGACGCGGUACGGUCCCAUGGAGCAGAGGCCUCCCACUCCAGAAACGGACUAUCCUGACCUGUCUCCAGAUGAGCUGGAGGGUUAUCCUGAGGAGGACUACUCACCCGUGGGCUCCUAUGAUCAGGGGGCCGCUCUCUGUCUGUCCCCGAGGCGCCCCGAGGAGCUGGGCUCGCCCCCGGGCUGGUACGGGCACAGCCACCCCGAGGGAGCCGUGUUCUACCCCGAGCACUUCACUUCUGACACGGUGCCGGUGGGUGGCCACCAUGACCGGGCCAGCAGUGGCUCCAGCCAGGACAGUGGGCUCUUUGCCUGGCACAGCACCGUGCCGCCGGUGUUGGGGCUCAAGGAGGAGAAGUUUAAAAGCCUCGAAAAAGCCGGAGUGCUCAACCGGACCAAGACAGUGGACAGAGGGAAGCGGCUCCGGAAGAACUGGAGCUCCUCCUGGACGGUGCUGGAGGGGGGGAUCCUCACCUUCUUCAAGGACUCCAAGCACUCGGCUGCUGGUGCCUUGCGGCACCCCAGCACCCUGACCACCCCCGAGCACACGGUGGAGCUGCGUGGGGCCACCCUCGCCUGGGCCGGCAAGGACAAGUCCAGCAAGAAGCAUGUCCUGGAGCUGAAGACACGGGAGGGCUCAGAAUUCCUCAUCCAGCACGACUCGGAGCAGAUCAUCACCGCCUGGCAGAAGGCGAUCGCUGACAGCAUCGGCAGGCUGGGCACCGGCCUCCCCGACGAGGAGGAUGCCGAAAGCGGGGCUGAAUUCGGCUCCCGAGAGAAGCUGGGGGGAAGCGAGGAGAAGAGGGCAGCCGGGCAGCCGAUGGGCAGUGCCAGUGGUGAGAACGACUCCAGCAAAGUCCGGAACAAACUCCGCAAGUUCCUGCAGAGGCGGCCGACGCUGCAGUCCCUGCGCGAGAGGGGCUACAUCAAAGAUCAGGUUUUCGGCUGCUCCCUGCAAGCGCUGUGCGAGCGGGAGCGGGGGACGGUGCCCCGCUUUGUCCUGCAGUGCAUCCAGACCGUGGAGAGGAGAGGUCUGGACAUCGAUGGGCUGUACCGGGUCAGCGGCAACCUGGCCACCAUCCAGAAACUGCGCUACAAAGUGGAGCACGACGAGCACCUGGACCUGGAUGAUGGGCGCUGGGAGGACAUCCACGUUGUCACUGGGGCGCUGAAGCUCUUUUUCCGGGAGCUGCCGGAGCCACUCGUCCCCUUCAGUCACUUCGACAAGUUCAUCGCUGCCAUCAAGAUGCAGGACCCGACCAGGCGGGGCCGGUGCGUCCGUGACCUGGUGUUCUCCCUCCCGCCUGCCCACCACGACACCAUGAAGGUCCUCUUCCACCACCUCUGCAGGGUUAUCGAGUACAAGGAGGAGAACCGCAUGUCGGUGCAGAGCAUCGCCAUCGUCUUCGGCCCCACGUUGCUGCGGCCGGCGAGCGAGGAGGGGAACAUGGCCAUGCACAUGGUCUUCCAGAACCAGGUGGUGGAGCACAUCCUCAAUCAGUACAGCUACAUCUUCCCCGACGGCUAA
Haliaeetus leucocephalus (bald eagle) is the source of this 2034-nucleotide messenger RNA. It is a transcript of the gene ARHGAP27, whose product is annotated as Rho GTPase activating protein 27. Gene Ontology annotation, biological process: regulation of GTPase activity; signal transduction. The record is from RefSeq and is a predicted model, not a curated record. Gene Ontology annotation, molecular function: protein binding. The transcript is spliced from 16 exons. Gene Ontology annotation, cellular component: cytoplasm. Bases 37 to 2034 code for a protein of 665 amino acids. Lineage: Eukaryota; Metazoa; Chordata; Aves; Accipitriformes; Accipitridae.